Anneissia japonica is the source of this 1345-nucleotide messenger RNA. RefSeq lists its product as uncharacterized. Gene Ontology annotation, molecular function: protein binding. Gene Ontology annotation, biological process: regulation of apoptotic process. The record is from RefSeq and is a predicted model, not a curated record. Bases 308 to 1345 code for a protein of 345 amino acids. The transcript has 5 exons. NCBI's taxonomy places the organism in Eukaryota, Metazoa, Echinodermata, Crinoidea, Comatulida, Comatulidae.
UCUGGUAGCAAGUUUGGGAUUUUUUUAGUAAAUGACUAUUCACUGUCCUACUCCAUUGAUGGUUGUUUUGGAUUUAUUUACUUGACUUUUAGGAAAACAUAAUGUACAGUCUAGUCACAUUUAACCAAGUUAACCAAGGUGCGAUGAUAAUUCAUCCAACGUUGAGGAGGCACAACUGAGUCAGAGUUGGUUUGCGGUGAUUGAUUUUGUAAAUGUGUUGAAUCAUAGUGCACUGAAGCUUGGUGAAGAUCAAGAAUUUGAGUAAAUUAUUUAGUAAUUGCUGUGAGAAGUAGAGCACACCAGAAGGAUGGAGGAAUCAGAGUUUAAACAAUUGCUAGUGAAACUUUCUGCUGAAAUCAAAAAGACAGAGUACAUAGACAUGUUGAGGAUUCUGUACACAGGUUUUGAAUUGAUUACUAAAGUAGAAUUAGAGAAGGCUGAAACGGCCCUUCAUUUAUUCCACUUAUUAAUAGCACCAGGAAUUUUGAAGGCAACAGACAUUUCAGUUUUGUUUGAAACUAUUGAACUAACUGGAUUGAGAUAUUUGAAGGAGAUUAUUGAGAGGUAUGCGACAUAUCCAGGUGAAGUGAAGAUCACUCGAUUUUCAGCACAUCGUCAACGUAUUGUUGCUCUUGGAAGAGGCUUCUCAGUUGAAGAUGUCCAGAAGCUUAGUAAAUUAUAUGGAGGCAAGGUUUCUUCUAAUCCAUGGAAAUUGAUUCAGCAUCUUGAAUAUACAUCUACAGUUUUAACAGAAGAUAAUAUGCCAUCAUUUACUCAACGUUUGAGAGACAGUAAUGUAAAUGAAGGUUUCAACCGAAUGCUUUUGGAAAUUUCUGAUGCAAUUAGCAAGAGAGAUGAAAAGUAUGUAGACAUGUUAAGAAUUCUGUACACAGAUAUUGCAAGUUUUAGAACUGAAUUGGAGAAAGCUGAAUCUGCCUUUGAUUUAUUCCAAUUACUGAGAGUAGCAGACAUUUUGAAGCCAACAGACUUUUCAGUUUUGUUUGAAACAAUUGAAAUAACUGGAUUGAGAUAUUUGAAAAAGAUUAUUAAGUAUGAGAAAUAUCCAGAUGAAGUAAAGAUCACUCGAUUUUCAGCACAUCGUCAACGUCUAGUUACUCUUGGCCGAAACAUUUCAACACAAAAUCUUCAGAAGCUUUGUCAGAUGUAUGAGGUUCCUGUCAACAUUUCUUCCAAUCAGUGGAAAGUAAUUAAUUUUCUUGAAGGUAGUUUUACUUUGCCAGACCUGCUAAGGAAAUUGGAAAGUGUUGGUAAUGGAGAAGCUUCACCACAGAAAAAACUAAAGUUAGACAAAGGUGAGUCCUGGGUGCUGAAAAUGAAUAGUUAG